CCAGCCCGGACAUGUUUAACGCGGGCACACCAUCCGGUGCUCCUUUUGAAAGACGCGAUUGAGCAGAGCAGAGUUGGAAAACGCGGUUUGCAAACGGCUUGGAGCAGGAAACACACUCCUCACACUGUUGAUGACUUCAAGCCUGAGCUUUUGAAGAGAUAACCUUGGCGCACACUCAAUCGGAGGAUUUGUGGAGAGUUUCUCAGGAACACACAUCUGCAGGUUCUGCCUUGGAGAACGAUCCCAGUUCCAAAUACUCCGAUGUCUCAUCCAACCAAACUUAGGAUCAUUCUUCAGGACCAUGACAUUGACUUACCUCAUGGCAUCCCUGGGACUGUGGGUGAACUUGAGUCCAUUGUUAGAGAGACAUUUGGGCUUCAAGAGAACUUAACUUUGCAUUACAAGGAUGCUGAUUUUGGAGAGGAAUAUUUUAGUCUUACCUCAACAAGUGACAUCAAGGACAAAGACACUAUAAAGGUGGUUAACAUUGUUGAACCUCCCACAUUUACUUUGAACUUAACUGAAGUGAACACUUGCGUUGAAAGUGAAUCAGAAAUCUCCAUCCAUAGUGCAGCAACAGAACUCUCAGACAGUACUUCGGUGACCACUGUUCAAAGCAGUUGCUCUACGAGAUCCCAGGAUACACUGAUUCUAUCAUCACCUGAACAUGGGAUUCAGCGAUCAGAGCGGUGGCCAACUGAAUUUCCUGUACCUCGCUUUGCCUAUGACACAGAGCUGAUGCUCACCUCAGGAAAUGAGGCUUACAAGAAGGAUGGAAUUCCACUCAACUUCACCUCAAUCCUUCCUGACAUCCUCGAAAGACUCGCUGAAAGCAUCUUUCAAUAUGUUGCCUAUCCAUCAAGCUCACAGUUUGCAGAUGUUGCUGAGGCAUUGAUUCUGAAGCAUCCUUGCCUCAAAGAAGCAGGAUCAUACAAUGGAUGUUAUGGAUGGCAACAGCGGCUGAAAUACAAAAUGGGGAACUACAGAACCAAACUCAGGGGGCUUGGAUGCCCUGAACUUGAUGUCAACUCUCUCAGAAAGAAGAGACCACAUGACAAAGCAUCUGCAAAGAACGUCAACAAGCAGAAAAAGUCAGAAGUUAACUAUUUACCCCCUCAUCCACAAGGAGAAACAGAGGAAAGUUUGGAAGGUGAAAGACUGGAGAUCCUUCAUGAAGUGAGGAAGAAGAAGAACUGGCAGAUCAUCGAUGAAAAAAAUGGCAAAAACAUUCUCCAUUCGCAGGCAAGAAGUUGUCAAUCAGGAACCAUCAGUCAGUGACCUGAAAGAAAGAUGGCCUGCUCUUUUUAAUGCAGCUCAGAUAAACCAAGAAUUCAGGCGGAUCACCACUGUCAGCCUGGAGACAACAUUCAUGGGAAAGCUGGACCACUACUCCUCAAAAAUAUUGUCCCUGCUGUCCUCAAGAGGGGGCGCAGCAAAAAUGAAGAUUCAUAACUUACAGAACAUCCUCCUAGAGGACAAUUCUGUGGAGGCAAAGAGGGAGGUUGCUAUCCGUGGUUUAAUGGUGUACCUUAGGGAAAAGGAGGAGGAGCUCUUUAAAGAGGAGGAUAGGGACGGGGAUAUUACGGGCGAACUGAUGAAGAUAGUGACAACACGAGGUGGCAUACCUGCAGCCCAUGCAAAGAUCGUCCUGGAGGGAACAGAGGUCCUAACGGAUGUGGAUAUUCCCAGAGCCUGUGCCUUGCUAAUGGGGCUGAUAUACGCACUCAACCUCCGCUACCCAAAAGAACUGAAAAAUACUUUUGAAGUGUUUCAAAAGAUAUUCCUCGAGUUGGAUGAUCUGAAAGCAAGUCCUAAGGUAAUGUUGCUAAAAAAUAAACUGCUGUGCUAAAAAAAGGGAGGAGUUAAAGAAACAUUUAAGCUGUCCUCAAAUUAAAGAGGAAAUGUUUGCACUGUUGUUUGCAAUGUGUUGUUUACUGUAUAAUAGGUGUACUGUUGAGAGUUUAUUAACUACAACUAGUUCAAAGUAAUAUACUUUUAUACCAAAAAACUCAAAUCAGUCUCAAGAGCAUGACUGUCAAAAUUUUCAGUCUGAGACAGUUUAACAGGGCUAUUUUAUGUUGUAAGUUAUCUAAUUUAUUUUAUUAAGACUACAUUUUUGUGUACAGUUAAAAUGUCAAUAUACACUCAGUCCUGUUACUGUAACUGAGAUGCUGACUGAUGUUUGAAUAAACAGUUAAAUCAUAAAACUGGAAUUUCAAUAUGUGAUUUAUUCUGACUUAGAUAAGUUAUUGUACAAAAAAAAUUAAGGUAAUGAUUUGCAUUGACAUUUCUUAGUAGAAUGAAAGGAAAGAAAUAAGCUAGAAUUACUAAAAGGAGUAAUUUUAACACAAUUAAAAUUAAGUUGGUUCAACUUAAAUAAGGCCUUGUCCUUGUAGAGGACAAGGCAAAUCAAGUUGCUUGUACUAAAGUAAUUGAGUUUGUCUAACUAAAGAAGUCUUGUCGCAUGUACUUAAUACUAGCUAAGUUGAAAUAACUUAAAAAUAUCCAUGCAAAUUGUUACAUCAAUUUUUU
This is a messenger RNA of Acanthopagrus latus (yellowfin seabream), 2532 nucleotides long. RefSeq lists its product as uncharacterized. Lineage: Eukaryota; Metazoa; Chordata; Actinopteri; Spariformes; Sparidae. The record is from RefSeq and is a predicted model, not a curated record. The transcript is spliced from 7 exons. Bases 262 to 1278 code for a protein of 338 amino acids.